Molecule: messenger RNA, 3528 nt
Organism: Vicia faba (fava bean)
Lineage: Eukaryota; Viridiplantae; Streptophyta; Magnoliopsida; Fabales; Fabaceae
Source: the annotation of a GenBank genome assembly
AUGUACAUCAAGGAGAUCUGCUUAGAAGGUUUCAAAUCCUACGCUACCCGAACCGUUGUUCCAGGCUUCGAUCGAUUCUUCAACGCCAUCACUGGUUUGAACGGUUCCGGCAAAUCGAACAUUCUCGAUUCGAUUUGCUUCGUGCUUGGAAUUACCAAUUUGCAGCAGGUUCGUGCUUCGAAUCUUCAGGAACUCGUGUAUAAGCAAGGACAAGCAGGAAUCACUAAGGCUACUGUUUCGAUUGUGUUUGAUAAUUCUGAAAGGAGUAGGAGUCCUCUUGGAUAUGAAGGCCAUUCUGAGAUUACCGUCACUAGACAGAUUGUGGUUGGAGGGAGGAACAAAUAUUUGAUAAAUGGGAAACUUGCACAGCCUAGUCAAGUCCAAAACCUUUUCCAUUCAGUGCAACUAAAUGUUAACAAUCCACAUUUCCUUAUCAUGCAAGGGAGGAUUACUAAGGUUUUAAAUAUGAAACCGCCAGAGAUAUUGUCCAUGCUUGAGGAAGCUGCGGGGACAAGAAUGUACGAGACUAAGAAAGAGGCUGCUCUUAAAACUCUUGAGAAGAAGCAGAGUAAGGUGGAUGAGAUCAACAAGCUUCUUGAUCAGGAGAUACUUCCAGCUUUGGAGAAGUUAAGGAAGGAAAGAACACAGUACAUGCAAUGGGCUAAUUGCAAUGCUGAGUUAGAUAGGCUGAGAAGAUUCUGUAUUGCUUACGAGUAUGUUCAAGCAGAGACUAUUAAAAACAAUGCUAUUUCUGAGGUGGAAAAAGUAAACGCUAAGAUUGCUGAGAUUGAUGACAUGGCUAAGACAACUAUGGUGGAUGUAAAGGAAAUGGAGACUAAAAUAGCUCAGUUGACUGCUGAGAAGGAAGCAAGCAUGGGUGGGGAAAUGAAAUCUUUGUCAGAGAACGUAGACAAGCUUUCCCAAACUCUUGUGAAGGAAACGUCUGUGCUAAACAAUAAAAAAGACACUCUGAAGAGCGAAGAAGUCAACAAAGGAAAAAUUGUUAAAAGUAUUGAAGAAUUGAAGAAAUCUGUAGAAGCGAAGGCCUCUGCCAUUAAAAAGGCCGAAGAAGGAGCAGCUGAUUUGAAAAGUAGGGUUGAGGAGCUCUCAAAGAGCCUAGAAGAGCAUGAAAAGGAAUACCAGGGUGUCUUAGCUGGCAAGAGCAGUGGUAAUGAGGAGAAAUGCUUAGAAGACCAACUAGGCGAUGCCAAGGUAGCAGUUGGGAGUGCUGAAACAGAAUUAAAACAGCUGAAAACCAAAAUUAGCCAUUGUGAAAAGGAACUGAGAGAGAAAACAGAUCAAUUGAAAUCAAAACAGGAUGAGGCUACUAAUGUGAAAAAACAGCUCGAAGAUAAAAAAAAGGAUGUUGAAAACCUCAAAACAAGGUUGGAGUCUCUUCCUUAUAAAGAGGGUGAGAUGGAAGCUUUGCAGAAGGAGCGUGAAUCUGAGAGGGAUAGUGUGCACAAGUUGAAGGCUGAAAUCCGCAAUAUUUCAGUAAACUUAGCUAAUGUUGAUUUUUCAUACCGCGAUCCUGUCAAGAACUUUGAUAGGUCAAAGGUGAAGGGUGUUGUUGCAAAACUCAUCAAAGUGAAAGAUAGCUCCACAAUGACUGCUCUAGAGGUUUCGGCUGGUGGAAAGUUGUACAAUGUUGUAGUUGACACAGAGAGUACUGGAAAGCAGCUACUACAACAUGGCAAUCUUAGAAGAAGAGUGACAAUUAUACCUUUGAAUAAAAUACAAUCCUAUACUGUUCCCUCUAGAGUUCAACAAGCUGCUGUUAGAUUGGUGGGUAAGGAGAAUGCCGAAAUUGCACUUUCUUUGGUUGGUUAUGAAGAAGAAUUGAAGAAUGCAAUGGAAUAUGUCUUUGGCUCAACCUUUGUUUGCAAAACUAUCAGUGCUGCAAAGGAGGUGGCGUUUAGUCGGGAGAUUCACACCACAAGUGUCACUCUUGAAGGAGAUAUAUUUCAGCCCAGUGGUCUUCUGACAGGGGGAAGCCGGAAGGGAAGCGGUGAUCUAUUGAGGCAACUUCAUGCCGUGGCUGAGGCUGAGUCAAAACUUUCAGUGCAUCAAACUAGGUUAUCAGAGAUUGAGGCAAAGAUCACAGAGCUUUUUCCUCUUCAUAGAGAGUAUAAAGACCUCAAAGCAACAUUAGAACUCAAGUCACAUGAUCUUUCAUUGUUUCAGAACAGAGCUGAGCAAAACGAGCAUCACAAGCUUGGAGAAUUAGUGAAGAAGCUUGAGCAAGAACUUUUAGAAGCAAAAUCUGCUGUCAAAGAAAAGGAACUUUUAUAUAAGAACUGUGUCAAAACUGUUUCAUCACUUGAGAAAUCAAUCAAAGAACAUGCCAAUAAUCGAGAAACUAGGCUAAAAGGUUUGGAGAAAAAGAUAAAGUCGAUUAAAUCCCAAAUGCAGUCAUCUUCAAAAGACCUAAAGGUACAUGAUAAUGAAAAGGAAAGGCUUGUAAUGGAAAAAGAAGCUGUUAUCCAGGAGCAAGCUUCCUUGGAGAAUCAAUUAGCAUCACUGAAAACAUUGAUUACUGAUCUUUCCUCAGAAGUUGAAGAACAAAAAUCCAUCGUUGCUGCUGCAAGGAAUAAUCUUGAUGAAGUUCAGUCAGAGCUGAAUGCAGUUCGUCAGAAAAUGAAGCAAUGUGACAAGGAAAUCAGUGCCAUAGUUAAAGAGCAGAAAAAGCUUGAACAUAAGAUUAGUGAGAAUAAUCUUGAAAGGAAGAGAAUGGAAAAUGAGGUAAAACGAUUGGAGACGGAACAGAAGGACUGCUCUUUGAGGGUGGAUAAGUUGAUAGAGAAGCAUGCUUGGAUAGCUUCUGAAAAACAGCAGUUUGGUAAAAGUGGGACUGAUUAUGAUUUUUCUUCCCGCAAUCCUGGUAAAUCAAGGGAAGAACUUGAGAAACUUCAGGCUGAACAAUCUGGGCUUGAGAAAAGGGUGAACAAGAAAGUAAUGGCAAUGUUUGAGAAGGCAGAGGACGAGUAUAAUGACUUGAUGUCAAAGAAAAAUAUAAUUGAGAAUGACAAGUCUAAGAUCAAGAAGGUGAUUGAAGAGCUAGAUGAGAAAAAGAAAGAGACACUAAAUGUUACCUGGGUCAAAGUGAAUACUGACUUUGGAUCCAUAUUUUCUACACUAUUGCCGGGCACAAUGGCUAAGUUAGAACCUCCAGAAGGAUGCAGCUUUCUUGACGGUCUUGAAGUCCGUGUUGCAUUUGGAAGUGUGUGGAAACAGUCAUUGUCCGAACUGAGUGGAGGUCAGCGAUCAUUGCUUGCACUUUCUCUGAUUCUGGCACUGCUUCUUUUUAAACCUGCUCCACUUUACAUCUUAGACGAGGUUGAUGCAGCUCUUGAUUUGAGCCACACACAAAACAUAGGGAAAAUGAUAAAAAAUCACUUUCCACACUCCCAGUUUAUUGUUGUAUCACUAAAGGAAGGCAUGUUCAAUAAUGCAAAUGUUCUUUUCCGAACAAAAUUCGUAGACGGUGUUUCAACGGUUCAGCGAACUGUUGCAAAGCAAAACAAGUGA